AUGGCUGCGCUUUUUCACCCCAACGCCCCCCCUCCCGCCGUUCGCACUCAUCUCAAGCCUACCUCCGCCGCAGCAAGGCCGCCGGUGAUUCUAAGCCCCGUCGACCUUUCGACCGUGGAGAAACGAAAACUUCCGGUGCUUCUCUUCGAUGUUAUGGACACUAUCGUCCGCGAUCCAUUUUACUACGACAUUCCCACGUUCUUCAAAAUGUCUAUGAGAGAAUUGCUAGAAGAGAAACACCCCACUGCAUGGGUUGAGUUUGAGCAGGGUUUGAUUGAUGAGAUUGAACUAGGUAAAAAAUUUUUCAAAGAUGGGAGGCCUUUUGAUUUGGAAGGUCUCAAAGAAUGCAUGCGUAAUGGAUAUUCAUAUGUGGAUGGAAUCGAAGAACUGCUACAUGCUUUGAAACAAAACAGCUAUGAAUUGCAUGCCUUCACGAAUUAUCCUGUCUGGUUCCAGAUGAUUGAGGAGAAGCUAGAACUUUCAAAAUAUUUAUCUUGGACGUUUUCUUCUUGUCUGAUAGGAAAAAGGAAGCCUGCACCCGAUUCAUAUGCUGAGGUUGUACAUCUCCUGAAAGUUGAGCCUAGAAGCUGUAUCUUCAUUGACGACAGGUUCUUGGACUUGGAGGCAUCUGUAAAUGCAGACAUGGUAGGUGUACAUUUUAAAAAUGCUGAAUCUUUAAAGCAGGAUUUGUCUUUACUGGGAGUUCAACUUGAAGUUAUAAGCAAUAGUUGAUGGACGGAAUUCAAAGGUUCUUUCUCCAAUCUUGUCUUAUUUGUUUUUGUAAUCCUUCCGUUAUUCUAAAUAAAUUUCAGAUGUUAUCUCUCCAACUCAUCAAUGUGAAAGCUUGUAAAUUUUAUCAACUUAGCAUUGUUAAUAUUGUGUUCGUUGGUUUUUGUGGAGUGAUGCUACUCUCCAAAUACAAAUAAAUUUUCCUUUAAAAUAUUGCUUUUUCUUGUCAUG
Molecule: messenger RNA, 960 nt
Organism: Phalaenopsis equestris
Lineage: Eukaryota; Viridiplantae; Streptophyta; Magnoliopsida; Asparagales; Orchidaceae
Exons: 7
Coding region: 1-732 (243 amino acids)
Source: RefSeq, a predicted model, not a curated record